GAGGUUUGAAAAACGUCUACAAAUUCAACAUCAAACUUGGAUAUGUUUAUAAAAGUGGCUUCAGAAAAGUUGUUUAUAAAAGUAUUUAGUGAUUUUUUAAUCUUAUUUUCAAAUAUUAGUACAAGUAAUAAAAAGCCAAUACAGUUUGCUUUUGCUAUGCUCAAGGCCAAUGCAUAAACCAGAAAGUGCAUUCCCCGCCAAAAGAACUCAUUCAAACGCUUGAGCUGUAAGCAAUCAAUAGCGUAUGUCUAUAAAUUCUAUAUCCCGGCGACGAGUCUGUCAGUGCAGCUUCCAAAUUCAUGUUAUCUGGAACCAUCUAAUAUGCAGUAACCUCCAUUCCCGUUCAUUUCUCGGAAUGAAAACCUUCACCUGAACCGGAAUGCAUGGAGAUCAGUAAGUUGUGCAUUCUCAGCUCGUAGUUUAGUGAUAAUAUUAUACAAUUUCGCAUUUUAACGAAUUGAAUUGAAGUUCCAAUCGUUGAAUUUGUGCAAUUGAAUUGAGCGUUGAUGAUUGAAUUGCCGCCUUCUGGUUCAAUUUCAAAUUGGAAUAUAAUAAUGUUUCAUAGUUGUGAUUAAUUUGUUGAAUUGAACUCUCGAUGAAUAUGUUUCUGUUUCGCUAUGACUUGAUGAAUUUGUGCUUUCAGUUUCAAAACAAUUUUUAUGUAUAGGAGAUCAGAUCUAGUGCUGCUCUGUGUUUAUCAGCUUUGUUAGUUCGAACUGAAACCAGUUGCUUCGAUCAUAUUGAUCGAUGACGGUAAUUUUAAGCUUUUUUGGUAGAUCAGCUCCUUCGAUGCUGAAGGAUAACUCUGCUUCUGAUGGCGGUGAUGCCUGCUCAAACUCGAGAUCGGUUGCCGCCGCCGGCAACUCAACCUCAUGCGGAUCCUCAUCGCCGCUCUACCAUUGCAAUCCAUUUCUAUCGCCAUCAUCAUCACCGAGCCAGUUGGAUUCAGCGAACCAUUACUCUUCUUGCCUCUCGUCUCUGAAUUGGAAAUCUCCAUCUGAUGAUACCUCAUUCUGCGAAGCUGAAGCUAUGGCGGCAGAACGCCGACUCUUUCAAGCCAGUUACGUCCUCGAGUACCAGCAGCUCUACAAUCGGUACACUCUCAUUUAUGCUAGCCUUCAGGAGUCUCUCAAGGAAGUCAUGGCGCUUCGCCGUGAGAACGAGGCUCUUCAUCUCGCCAAUGCCGAUUUGGUCCAGCGUCUGAGUCUGCUCUCUCAGGCUACGAUCCGGAGUUGUCUUCUCUCAGAUUUCAGUCACCUCGGCAUCGGAGUGCAGGCUUCCCCUGUCAGUAACGCUCUCAUCGCAGAAUCAAAUCCUCCCAUCCUCAGGCAGCCGCCGGGAACCAUAGAGCAGCACCGGAUCGAAAGAGGCCAUCAAGAGCAAGUCCAGCUUCCAAAGAGCAUUUCAAUACGAUCCAGUGGCUACCUCAAGCUGAAGGCGCAACAUGGUUCAGCCGGCGGCCAAAAUAGCCACCGUGAUACGACUAAGCCUCUUGCCCAAUCGCAAAGAGUAUACGUUCCCGGGGCGAAAAAUGAAGACGAGGCUCUGGAGUUUGAUGUGUACAAUCAAGGAAUGUUCAAAACAGAGCUUUGCAACAAGUGGCACGAAACCGGCGAGUGUCCUUAUGGCGAGAACUGCCAGUUUGCUCACGGUGUGAAAGAACUACGGCCGGUGAUCCGGCAUCCACGAUACAAGACAGAGAUCUGCCGCAUGGUGAUGGCCGGAGACGACUGUCCUUAUGGCCACCGUUGCCAUUUCCGGCACUCUAUCGCCGACCAGGAUCGGCUGCCGUCAAACCAUAUCCGUUGACUAAAAAAAGAACUUGGCAUGGGAAAGUUUUACUCCGUAUUUUGGUUUAUAACUACAAAUAAUAAUGCUCCAUAGUAAAUGAUUUACAUUGCCGGACCGAUAAUGGACAUUCAUAAUACAUGUAUUGCAUUGAACAAUGAAGUAAUAAAUAAACCAUAACGUUGAUACGGCC
Cuscuta epithymum is the source of this 1981-nucleotide messenger RNA. NCBI's taxonomy places the organism in Eukaryota, Viridiplantae, Streptophyta, Magnoliopsida, Solanales, Convolvulaceae. The record is from the annotation of a GenBank genome assembly.